AUUAUAAUAGAUAUCAAAUAAAUAUAACAAAAAGCUAAAAGAGAGAGAAUUUAUCUUUAUUCAAGCAAGAGAGAGAGAGAGAGAGUUUCUUCUAUUUAUUCAACAACUUCUUAUCUCGUUCCUUUCUCUUUUCUUUACUUGAAAACGGAAAGAAAAAGUUGAAAGAAACUAAAAUAAGGCAAUAAAAAAUUUAAUUAUUAUUUGUUGUAUUUGUAUUUUAUAUCUAAGGAAAGAUAUAUGAAUUGUUGGGCCUAGGAGAAUUAUGAAUAUUGGCAGAAAUGCUUGCUCAAACAAGUUUGCUGCUCUGUUAGUUCCAAUCAAUAGGCAGCACGUUCAUUUGCGCUGCAUUGAUUAUACACAUUGCCUACGUACCGGUAUAUUCAUACACACCAUAAACUGCUCCCUCUGGAUAUUUAUUAAAAAUAUCUGAAUGGUAUUUCAUGUCAAAAUAAGACAAUAAGCGAGAAAAAAGAAAAAAUUUGAAUAGACUAAUAAAAAGGGACCGUUAAUCCAGGAAAUAGUUUAUUAUAGCCUAUAUUCUCUUAGAAGAGAAAAGAAAAGAUAUAUGUCUUUGAAUUGUAUGGACAUUUUGUUCAAGUCUUAAAAAAUGACUGUCAACUGGUAUUUAUGUCGACAUUAAUUGAUUGCGAUUUGGAAGGAGGCGACAACAAUUUAGAAUCCUGGCUCAAUAAGGCACCGGAAAGCAUACCAGUACAGAUUGAGCCUGAAGAAGUGCCUUUAAUUAAUCUUGACGAGUCUUUUGACCCUUCUAAACAUCAAAGAGUAGAACUAGUCAAAAAGGAUGUUACUACCACUAAACAGAUACAUAUACGAAGAAAAUCUGUAUCUCCCGUAUCUGUGUCAAUUUCUCCUAUAGAUUUCAAUCAUAGAAAGUCUACACCCAAUUCGCCUCUGUUCGAUCACGAAGUUCCAUGGCGAAGUAGUCUAAAAUAUCCGGAAUCGCCUCUAAACGCAACGUACGAAAGUAUUAAGCAUUCAAAACCGAAAUGGAAGGAUAUAGAUCUCGAUGAUAUUCCUAGACGAUAUGAAAAUCACUCUACUCAAACUCCACUUAGGGUCAAAGUUGAUUCGAGUGUCGUUUUCGAAGAUGGAAUCGAUGUUUUAAAACAUAGAGAUUUUUCCACUCAAACAUUUGGCCAGUUGCAAACAGUCAAUCAUUCUAAUGUUCAAACGCAAACGGCCGAAUUCGCCCUAGUUAAGGAGUACAAGCCAAGGAAAAAUGGUCUUCAAGAGGAAGAAAAGACGAAAACUCGUAUUCCUGCUCCUUCUAAGGACUCGACUAAAAAGAAUUUAAUGAAAGUCAUGCUCAAUCAGAUAAGAGAUUUGAAAUCUCAAAUGAACGAAAUGGAUCCUGAAGCUAUUAGAGAACUUAAAAAGAAAAGGGAGAAGAAAUUAACUAAACCUUUAAAGGAUUUAGAAGAAAACCAAGAAAUCUACAGUAGAAGAAGAUUAGAUCUUAUGAACAAAACUCCUCUUUAUCAUAAUCCAGGCGGUUACGAUAAAUCUGGAUCAAUUUUCUGUACUCCAUUUAGACCUCCUUUCCCCCGCCCUAAUCAACCCAUUAUUAAUUACAAUGACUAUGGACCGAGGGCUUUUAGACCGCCAAGUCAAAUAACGGCUCCAUCCGCGCCAAUGAUUUACCUACCUCCUCAAAAUCACAAUAAUCACGGACCUAAAGUAUCUCAAGUCUUAGUCAUAGCUAGUCCUCCACGAAAGCAGGACGACGACUGUUCAACAUGUACGUCAUGCUCUUGUUCAAGAAGAUGAAGACUAUUUGUCGUUUAAUAAUCUUUUUGUUACGUUACCUGCUUCUUGAAUAGCGGCUCUUUUUUUCUAUUUUCUAACGAUGGUAAGUGUAACAAGUAUAUAGUGUUUAGGAUAAUUAGAUAGGAGAAGUAGGGAGAUAUAGUAGAAAUGUAGAAAAAUUUGAAAAUAGUAGACUAAAUGGAGAUUUUAGAGAGGGAACUGUUGUUGUUGUUCUUGUUGUUUAAGAAGAAGAAAAAGAAGAAGAAGAAGAAGAAGAACGAGGGGAAAAAAGUAAUUUAUUCGAUAAGCAACUAUCGUUAAUUACAAAAUGAAAAAGUUUGUUAUAAUUCAAAAGUAAAAACAUGAAUAACAAAGAAAAAGGACAAUAAAUAAAUUAAGUGAAAUUAUUCUAUCUAUUCAUCAUUUCUUCUUCAUCACAUAUUAUUUAAAUGGAAUAAUAAAAGCUGUUGUUUGUUGGUGUCUCUUCUCUUUUUUCCUCUAAUCGAAUAUAUUAGAAAGUACACGUAUUUGUUUUCAUUUGAAGUAAUUAAAGAUUAUUUUCAAUAGAUUUACCAGAUAAGCCUCUCAACAUAGAUUAUUCAGAGAAAUCUUAUCAUUUAGUUCAGAAAAGCAAAAACACGUUUAAACCUUACACCGACUAUUAAAACUUUUAUAUUCCAUAUAAAUUAUUCUAUUCAGUUAUAAAUAUCCUCUACAAAUUUAGUUUAUUAAUUGCUUUUGUUGUCAUAUCACCAAAAAGUCCCAUAAAUAUAUCAAUAUAUAUCGUAAACCAUCGAAUAAAAUACCACCUUCUUCAUAUAGUCAAAAUACAAUGUAUUACAGUUUAUGCAUCCUUUUCCCCUUCAGCCAUCUUGUUUUUUUUAUUUUCAUAAAUAUUUUGUUUCCUUUAGCCAUUUUUCUAAAUCCGUUUCGUCUGAUUAAUUCAUUUCAUUACUCUAGAUAAUUUGCAAAGUUAACUCUUCAAAUUCGGAGAAUAGACAUCUUUGUAUGAGAAUUGUUUUUCUAUAAAUCUGAAAAUCCAAAUAGAAUCUACUCUUGAUAGUGAGCAUUUUAGUUUUCUGGCAUUCACACACAUACACGCAAACUCUCUCUUUUUUUUCUCUCUCUCUUCCUCUUCAAUGAAACAUUUGACUGUACAAUUUUGAUUCUAUCGUUCAGAGUGCAUAAUAAUAAAAAUAUUCAAGUGACACAUGUUUGUAUUCUGUAUGAAAAAGAGAGACAACUAAAAUGGGAGUAGUAGAUUUAAUUAUGAAUGUUUAUGUUUAUUUCAAACAUCUGUUGACUGUCUAUUCAUGCGAACAAAAAAAUUUUGUUCAAUCGUUUUAUAACAACAAAUGAAAGUGAAAAAUAUUCAAACCUCCAAAGAUUUUACUUUCCUCUUAUGAAACUGUCUACAACAGCCAUUCUAUAGUUGAAUAUUAUUAUUAUAUAGUCCUUGAUCUUGAUUGAAUGUAGAGACUUCGAUUCAACACUCAACACCUUCGAGUGGGAAGAGAGAAAGAGUGUGAAUAUAAUAAUGAGAUUUUACUUGUAUCUAUAAAGAUUAUCUUUAACCUUAUUGGGUGAUUUAUUGAACCAGGUUUAAUAAUAGUUUUAUGGCCUUUAAACGCUGAAGAAUUAAUAAAUCCGCAAACGGAAGAUGCUCAACAAGACUUGUAGAAUAAGCCUGGCGUUAGGUGAAAUUUUAUUGAAUGGGUUAAGUGUUUUUUAAACAAUGGCCACUCUUCGGCUACUACGAGAAUGGUUUUUAAUGUCAUGAUUCGCGACAAGCUAAAUCAGACGCUUAACCUCAUUAAUGAAAACGACUGGUUGUACAUUUUUACUGAAUCAUAAAUGAAAAUGGAUCCGAAAUUAUGAGAAUUGAAAGAAUGCGCACCGCCGCCAGGUGGACAGGAUGACAAAGAAAAAAUUGAAAAAUAUCUAUUUAAUUGAUUUACUGGAUUAUUUUUCACAAAUAAUAUUACCUAAUUAAUUAAUGGUAAUUUAUUCAUGUAAUAGCUACAUAAUUUAAAUAUUAAAAUUACAAAUUAGAAUAUCCUAUCAUUUAAAUAGAGAAAUUUUCCAAUUUCCAAGUGUUCAAUAAUCGUCGUCCAAUUCAAUUUUUCAUGAAUGAAUUAUUGAACAAGCGGAUUUCAUUGUUGAAUUAUCGAAUGUUCUACUAAUGAAAAAUUACACAAGGAUAGAGAAGGAAAGCCUUAAGAAUAUUGAAAGAAACUGUUUUAAAGCGUCUAACAAGAAUAAUUUAACGUUACUCUGUUCAAUAAAUAUACGAAAAUGUAUUGAAUUAUAAAACUGGAGAUUUGAGCUAAAAGGGAAUGAAUUUCUGAAAAGCAAGCAUACACUUGUCUUUAUAUUGAACAGAAGCUUUCUUAUCAUUCAUUUACAUCUUAUCAGUAUCUGAAUUAUUGAGGAGAGUUAUUUUCAGACACGCGACUCCUUCAAAUUCCAAAAGCGAAAAGUUCAUAACAAAAGCGACGAAAUGAAUAUUCAGAAAAGAAGAGAGGGGCGGAGACAAAAAGCUAUUUUGUAAAUUUUUCAAUUUAUUUUGUCGUUUCUUAUUUGCUUCUUUAACUGCAAAAAUUCAAAGGCAGAAGAAUGUAUUGAGUGAAAAAUCUGUGCUAAAAGGCUCAGCUAUUUCUUACCAAAAACCUUUUCCCAUUAACCUUUACCGUUUGAACAGGGGCAAUUGGGCCUAUAGUCUGCAUUCAAUUUUUAUUCAUUUUUUUGAUUAAAUCCAACAGCAGACUAGUUUGGGGGAAAUAAGCGGAUUUGAAAAAGAUCAUUUUCCAGUUUAAACGUCUUUCCAAGUGAAAGUAAAGAUAUACAAGUUGUAAUAAGAUACUGAAGGGUAAAUGAAGGUUAUUCAAAAAUAGUUUAAUCCGUUUAAUUACUUAACAAUCGUGAAAACAUUGAAAUUUUUCACUAAAAUUAGAGAGAAAAAAAAAGUUAAAGUAUGCCGUUUAAGCCUAAAUGUCCCAGACAGGCCUUUUGUUUUGUUGAUAUAGGUCGAGAUAAGGUACAGAGUAUGAGAAUAGAUAGUCCUUCUAAGACUUUUAAGAGGUAACAAGUAAACUAUCAGCAGAGUGAUAAUUAAC
Molecule: messenger RNA, 4883 nt
Organism: Dimorphilus gyrociliatus
Lineage: Eukaryota; Metazoa; Annelida; Polychaeta; Dinophilidae
Source: the annotation of a GenBank genome assembly